AUGGCCCUGCUCCGGCCCAGGAACGCCGCCGAAGACACGCUCCCCUCCGUCCACCGGCCCAGGAGGCGGGCCCUCUCCCGCCGACCUCGCCCUCGGGAGCCGUCCCCGGGGGAGUCCACGGCCGCGCUCGGAACGCCGCGGGGGAGCCCGGGUCGGGCCCCCGCGGGGCGGCCGAGGCCCCAGCCGGCUCCCGGUUCACCAGCAAGUAUAAGCUACUUGCCUUCAUUCUUCACCAAGCUUGAAAACACUUCGCCCAUGGUUAAAUCAAAGAAGCAGGAGAUUUUUCGUAAGUUGAACUCUUCUGGUGGAGGUGACUCUGAUAUGGCAGCUGCUCAGCCAGGAACUGAGAUCUUUAAUCUGCCAGCAGUCACUACCUCAGGCUCAGUAAGCUCUAGAGUCCAUUCUUUUGCAGAUCCUGCCGGCAAUCUGGGGCUAGAAGACAUUAUUAGGAAAGCUCUCAUGGGAAGCUUUGAUAACAAAGUGGAUGAUCAUGGAGUUAUCAUGCCCCAGCCUGUGGUCGGAGGGCCUGGGAGCACCAAUACCUCUGUUGUGUCCACUGGAGAGGCACGAAGAGAAGAAAGGGACCCAUCACCUAAUGCAGGAGGAGGAGUUUGUAAACCAAAGCCAAUCAGCAAGUCAAGCAGCAGGAAAUCUAAAUCUCCUAUCCCUGGGCAGGGAUACUUAGGAACAGAGCGACCUUCUUCUGUCUCUGUACAUUCAGAAGGGGAUUACCAUCGGCAGACACCAGGGUGGGCCUGGGAGGAUAGGCCCUCUUCAACAGGCUCAACGCAGUUUCCUUACAACCCUUUGACUAUGCGGAUGCUCAGCAGUACACCACCAACAUCCACUGCAUGUGCUCCCUCUUCUGUAAACCAAGCAGCUCCUCACCAACAAAGCAGGAUCUGGGAACGAGAGCCUGCCCCACUUCUCUCAGCACAAUAUGAGACACUGUCGGACAGUGAUGACUGA
This is a messenger RNA of Elephantulus edwardii (Cape elephant shrew), 969 nucleotides long. RefSeq names its product nuclear receptor corepressor 1-like. The record is from RefSeq and is a predicted model, not a curated record. The transcript is spliced from 3 exons. NCBI's taxonomy places the organism in Eukaryota, Metazoa, Chordata, Mammalia, Macroscelidea, Macroscelididae. Bases 1 to 969 code for a protein of 322 amino acids.